GAAAAAGAAAAGAAAAUAAACUGUCAGUAACAGAUAGCGAAACAACCAAACCAACAACCGCCAUGACCGAAGAAGACCGCUCCGCCGAAGAAAACGUCCGCAAUGGCGUCGCCGCGAAGGAUCUCGGCGGCAAGGAGAAGGACGUCGCGGAAGUGACUUCGGCCGCUGAAGGUUUGGUUGCCGGAAGCGUGAAGGGACCUUGGUCACCGGAGGAGGACGCGCUGUUGAGCCGAUUGGUGGCGCAGUUCGGGGCAAGGAACUGGGGCAUGAUCGCGCGGGGAGUGCCAGGACGCUCCAGCAAGUCGUGCCGGCUCCGGUGGUGUAAUCAGCUUGACCCUUGCUUGAAACGCAAGCCCUUCACUGAGGAAGAGGAUAACAUCAUAGUUUCAGCCCAUGCAAUCCAUGGAAACAAAUGGGCAAUAAUUGCUAAGCUUCUUCCAGGUAGAACAGAUAAUGCAAUCAAGAAUCACUGGAAUUCUACACUGACGCGCAAGCGUAUGGAAAUGGGAAGAUAUGUCCCAGCACAUGCUGAUGUGAUCGAAGAUGGUACUGGUAACUUUGAAAAAACAAAAGCAUCCUCUGAAGAAACCAUGUCAAUUGGGGAUAUCAAUUCAUUGAAUCCUGCAGAAGUCAGAAAUGUCAUGAUGAAUGAUGAAACUAAACCUCCAACAAAAGAUGAUGCUAAAGUGGAGGAACAUGCUACUCUUCAUCGACCAGUAGCACGUGUUAGUGCAUUUAGUUUUUAUAACUCUCCAGGCAGGCCAACAAUGGGGUCAUGUUCAAAGAUGUUCCCAAGGCAGAGCCCUUUGAUCCAAUCCCCCAAACCAGACGUAGGACCCUGCAAGUUAUUUGAUAAUAUUGAUUGUGAGCCCAUGGUUUCAUCAAAAGAUGAUGCUAAAGUGGAGGAACAUGCUACUCUUCAUCGACCAGUAGCACGUGUUAGUGCAUUUAGUUUUUAUAACUCUCCAGGCAGGCCAACAAUGGGAUCAUGUUCAAAGAUGUUCCCAAGGCAGAGCCCUUUGAUCCAAUCCCCCAAACCAGACGUAGGAUCCUGCAAGUUAUUUGAUAAUAUUGAUUGUGAGCCCAUGGUUCCAUCACAAUGUGGUCAUGGCUGCUGUUCAGGAGACUCGAGGGAAAGCCAUUUGCAUGGUUCACUUCUAGGUCCCGAGUUUGUUGACUAUUUGGAGUCACCUUUCUCUAGUCAUGCAUUUCUUUCUAUAGCUACGGACUUGAACUGUUGUCCAAAGUAUCACAGAAAAUGAUACACAGAAAAAUCUGAAUUUCUUUCUAAGGAUGAGUUUCGGAUUACAAAGAGUUUUCUAGAGAGAGUUGAAAAAGAAUCACUCUCAAUCUAAACAUUAGUUGAGCUAAUUAUACUGGUUUUUACAAAUGGACAGCUCACUAAUUUUAGUAGUUUGUUACAACUGUUUUACCUACCAGCUUAAAUUUGUUAGUUAUGUGGACCAACUUAUCAACAAAUCUCUACCUUGGUUACAUAACUAGACAAGGAUCAAAGUGGCUGCUCCCUUUUUGACAUCAGACUAGCUAACGUUCUUCAAAUUUAUAAGGUCCAGGCAGUAGAAAAACUUGCUGCUUGGUAGAACUUUAGUGAUCAUAUCAGAGGGAUUAUGCUAAGUGGAGACUUUCUUCACCAACACAGCUCCUCAGCAAUAGUCUCUCACACAAAGUGUAACUUCACAUCUACAUGCUUUGUCCUUUCGUGAUAAACCUGGUUCUUUGAAAGGUGAAUAGCACUUUGGUUAUCACAAUUGAUAUUGAUAGCAUGAUCUUGCAGCUUCAGCUCUCGACCAAUUCCCCUUAACCACAGUGCUUCUUUUACAGCUUCUGUCAAAGCAAUAUACUUUGUUUCAGUACUGGACAAUGCAACCACCUUCUGAAGACUAGCUUUCUAGCUAAUUGCAGUUCCAAAUGCAGUAAAGAUAUAUCCUAUGAUUGAUUUCCUGGUGCCAAGGCAGCCAACAUAAUCGGAGUCCACAAACCCUUCUAUGGCAGCUGAAUUGUAAAUGGUCUUAUCAGCUCCACCAUAAACCAGACCCUUCCCAAGUGAAUCUUUGAUGUAUCUCAGAAUCUACUUCAAGGCUUGCCAAUGCACCUUCCCUGGAUACAUGAACCUACUCACCAAACUCACUGAGUAUGCUAUAUCAGGUCGAGUUUACACCAUGGCAUACAUCAAAGGGCCUAUUGCAUUUGCAUAAGGAAUUUUAGCCAUAAAUUGCUUGUCUCCUUCUAAACUAGGUGCUUUAUCAUUGCUCAGUUUGAACUGUUGGGAUAUAGAUAAGGUUACUGGCUUAGCUCGAGACAUUCCAAACUUGUCAACACUUUCUUUCAGUAUGACUCUUGAGAUAGGAACAAAUACUUCUUGUUUCUGUCCCUUUUGAUCUCAAUUCCCAAAAUCUUACUGGCAGCACCUAAAUCUUUCAUUUCAAACUCCCUUUUAAGUUCAUCCUUUACCUUUGUUAACUCACUCUUAUCAUUGCUUGUUAGCAAGAUAUCAUCAAUACAGUAAGAAAACAAAGGUAUUAGGUGUGAUGAAUUUGAAGUAAACACAGCUAUCAUACUUACUUCUGUUGAACUUAAUUCUUGACAUGAAAUCAUCAAAUCUCUUAUUCCAUUGUCUAGGAGAUUGUUUCAGACCAUACAAGGAUUUGUUCAACUUACAGGCAUGAUCUUUCUUGCCUUUUGCUUCAUAUCCUUCAGGUUGUCACAUGUAGAUAACCUCUUCCAGCUCUCCAUAAAAAAAGCUAUCUUCACAUCCAUUUGUUCUAGCUCCAAAUCAAACUUUGCAACCAUAGCUAAGAGUAUCCUUAAAGAAGGAUUUGUUCAACUUACAGGCAUGAUCUUUCUUGCCUUUUGCUUCAUAUCCUUCAGGUUGUCUCAUGUAGAUAACCUCUUCCAGCUCUCCAUAAAAAAAAGUUGUCUUCACAUCCUUUUGUUCUAGCUCCAAAUCAAACUUUGCAACCAUAGCUAAGAGUAUCCUUAUAGACAUGUGCUUUACAACUGGCAGGAAAACAUCAUUGUAAUCAAUGUCUUCUCUCUGUUUGAAGUCUCUAGCAACUAGCCUUGCCUUAAAUCUUCCUUGUUCAACUCCCGAAAUCCCCUCUUUCAUCUUAUAGACCCACUUACGACUUACUAACUUGGCACCAGCUGGUUUCUUCACUAACUCCCAUGUGUGGUUGUCAUGGAGUGAUUUCAUUUCCUCAUCCAUAGUUUUUCCCCAUUUCAAUUUUUCCUUACUCGCCAUUGCAGCCUUGUAGCUUUUUGGCUCAUCAUCCCAAACUUCACUAGUAUCUACAAGGGAGAAAACCAUCAGAUCAGCAUAACCAAAUUUUUUUGGUGGUUUGAUCUGUCUCCUGGUCCUAUCUCGAGCCAGCAAGUAAUCAUUUGUCUCAUCUUCAACAUCAGGUUGAGUUCCUUCUAGACACUCUUCCUCAGGUGGUAUGUUGUCAUCUUGUUUACUCUGAGCUGUAUCAAUAGGCUCCACCUCAAACAUUGUUUUUUCUGAAGCUGGAUCCAAUUGUCCCUUGUUAGUAUUUGAUGCUGUUUUAUAGGCCAUUUCAGACUCAUUGAACACCACAUCUCUACUUAUAAUGCAUUUCUUAUGUCCAUCACACCACAACUUAUAGCCUUUGACACCUUUUACAUACCCUAUAAACAUGCACUUCAAGGCCCUGGGUUCCAACUUGUCUUGCCUUAUGUGCGCAUAGGCAACACAACCAAACACUUUAAGUCUGUCAUAGGUUGGAGGAUGACUAGACUAGACUUCUUCUGGUGUUUUCAUGUUCAAGGCCAUAAAUGGACAUCUGUUUAUCAAGAAACAAGCUGUUGGCACAACUUAUGCCCAAAAAGUCUUGACAACUGCACUUGAAAGCAUGCAUCUAACCCUCUCAAGUAUGGUUCUAUUGAACCUUUCUGCUAGGCCAUUUUGCUGGGGUGUUCUAGCAACUGAUUUAUGCCUAGCAAUUCCUAUCUUCCUGCAAUAAUCACUGGAAAAAUCAAAACAGAAUUCAAGACCAUUAUCUGCACAAAACCUCUUGAUUUUCCUUUCAGUUUGAUUCUUAAUCAUUGUUUUCCAAUUCUUGAAAGUCUCAUAAACCUCAUCCUUAGUUUUGAGAAUGAGAUAGAGUUCUAGAGGGUCCCCAUAGAUCAGCAUGUAUCAAAUCCAAGAUGCCUUUAGUUCUUUGUUGACCAACUCCAAACUUUGCUUUACAGGUCUUACCAUAAACACAAUGUUCACAGAAAUUCAGUUUCUCCACUUUGUCACCACAUAGCAUACCUUGUUUAGAGAGCUCCACCAAACCCCUUUCACUCACAUGCCCCAACCUUCUAUGCCACAACUCAAUUCUUGACAUGUCUCUUACAAAACCUGAAGCUAUUAACCCAGCUACUACCUUUCCUUCCAAUGAGUACAAGUCAUGCUUCCUCACACCCCUCGUGAUAAUUCUUGAGUCCUUCAUAACCUCCAAUAUGUCAUUUUCACCUCUGAACAAAUAACCUUUUUUGUCUAAUUCGCCAAGUAAAAUUAGAUUUCUCUUAUGAUUAGGAACAAAUCUUACAUCUUUGAUAAUCUUUUCAAUCCCAUCAUGCAAUUUUAAUCUGAUUGAUCCAAUACCUUGAAUUUUACAUGGCUUAUUGUUUCCAAGUAACACUAACCCUCCCUGUAGCUCAAUGAACUUCUCAAACCAGGGCUUAUUUGGUGUCAUAUGGAACGAACACCCAGAAUCCAUAAUCCAUUCUCCAUCAGAUUUCAUAGAGCCUACCAUUAAAGCUUCUACAGAUUCAUAACCAUCUUGGACUAUCGUUGCAUUUCCUCCUUCCUUUGAUUUAUGAGAAUUGUAACCAUUCUACGUCAGAAUCUUCAAGUGUGACCUUCCUUUUUGCAGUGGUAACAUCUUAUAUUAGGCACAUUUCCACUAUUUUCAGACUGCGACUUUGAUUUCUUCUUCUCAAGAUGGUUGUCUUUCUUGGUUCAUUUCCCUUGGACUAUUAAACCUUCACCACUCACAAAAGCCUUUUGCUCAUUUCUUUCAUUCAAUUCCUUUGAGUUCAGGGCUGAUUGAACAUCUAACAGGGACAAAGAUUCUCUCCCAUACAAGAGGGUUUCUUUAAAAUGAGAGAAAGACUUUGGUAAAGCACACAAUAGUAACAGGGCCUGAUCUUCGUCAUCAAUAUUUCUAGAUCAAGAAACAGUUUAUUGAAGACAUUCAAUUGAGAUUCCACAGUUCUACCUUCUUGCAUCUUGAAUAUAAGGCUUGUUUAAGAUAAAGAUGAUUUACUAGAGAUUUAGUCAUAUACAAACCUUAUAGUUUCGACCAAAUUCCAACUGUUGUCUUCUCCUUCGAGACAUGUCUUAGUACCUUGUCUCAAAGACUCAAGAUGAUUGCAUUGUGAGCCUUAUCCAUCAAGAUCUUCUUAUCUCUUUCCUCCAGCUUUACAUCAGAGCGGUUUCACCUUGCAAAGCUUCUUCAGACCCUGAUGAACAAGCAAUGCUCUCAUCUUCAAUCGCCAUAAGCCAAAAUCAUUUUGGCCUGUGAAUUUUUCAACCUUGUACUUUGCAGAUGUCAUGACUGAUCGUUCCACACUCACCGCACCAGUUUGUUGUGCAAAGUAUCACAGAAAACACACAAAAAUCAUAAUUUCUUUCUAAGGAUGAGUUUCAGAUUAAAGAGUUUUUUUAGAGAGAAUUGAAAAAAGAAUUACUCUCAAUCUAAACAGUAGUUGAGCUACUUAUACUGGUUUUUACAAAUGGGCAACUCACUAAUUUUAAUACUUUGUUACAAUUGUUUUAACUACCAGUCACGUUUGUUAUAACUGUUUUAACUACCAGCUUAAAUUUGUUAGUUAUGUGGACCAAUUUAUCAACAUGAACAAUAUAGCUUGGAUCAAGAGUGGCCUUGAGAAUUGUAGUACUGGAGUAACUGCGAAUACUGCAAACUUGACAGCAUCUCAAGGAGUUGCCACUGCUUCGCAAGCAAACUUCUUACGAGAAGAUCUAAAGAAUGGCUAUGGGCAAUUUGAGGAGGGACAUGGCAUGUUUUUGGGUGCGAUCCAAGAAGUGUUGUCAACAAAGAUGGCUAGGCAACAUUAUGCAGUGCCUGCGGAAGUCUGACUCUAACUUAAAAUUCCUCAAUUGGAUUUUUUAUUUUUUAUUUUGAUGUGCAAGUGGAUUUCAAUCUUACUUUGUGGCAUUUUGUGGUGGGUGGAUAGAUAGAUCAUAGAUGGUAGAAGUUUGUUUCACUACAGUCAAGGCACCGUGUAGAACGAGUAGCUAUUUUUGGCUUUCA
Messenger RNA from Glycine soja, 6302 nucleotides. RefSeq names its product transcription factor MYB25-like. Gene Ontology annotation, molecular function: DNA-binding transcription factor activity, RNA polymerase II-specific; RNA polymerase II cis-regulatory region sequence-specific DNA binding. The record is from RefSeq and is a predicted model, not a curated record. Lineage: Eukaryota; Viridiplantae; Streptophyta; Magnoliopsida; Fabales; Fabaceae. The transcript is spliced from 2 exons. Gene Ontology annotation, cellular component: nucleus. Gene Ontology annotation, biological process: regulation of DNA-templated transcription. Bases 63 to 1262 code for a protein of 399 amino acids.